This is a messenger RNA of Closterium sp. NIES-65, 369 nucleotides long. NCBI's taxonomy places the organism in Eukaryota, Viridiplantae, Streptophyta, Zygnematophyceae, Desmidiales, Closteriaceae. The record is from the annotation of a GenBank genome assembly.
AUGUGGGGCGGAACCUCGACCCAAACCCCCGCUUGUCCCUCUCUCCCUAUCUCCCAGCCAUCGGAUCAGCGGCCGCGCAUAGCAGAGUGCUUUGACAAGCUGAUGGCGGAUGUGGGGCGGAACCUGCACCCCAAAUCUCACUUCUCCACCACUCUCAAUUCUCCAUUGUUUUGUCCCUUCAAUAGCCUCAACGGAUUCCCCUCUCCUCCUCCCCAAAAUCGCAGUGCCUCUCCAUCGGAUCAGCGGCCGCGCAUAGCCGAGUGCUUUGACAAGCUGAUGGCGGAUGUGGGGCGGAACCUCGACCCCAAGAACCGAGACAAGUUCACUCAGAACCUAACCAUUUUCCGGCACGACUUCCGUGCUAAGUAA